UCUGCGGUGACGCUCCACGACUCGAGAUGGGGUUUGCGGAUAUUCUUGAUGAAAUCGGCGGCUUCGGGCGCUUCCAGAUGAUCCACGUCACGCUGCUGUCUAUCCCCGGGCUGCUCAUGGCCAGUCAGAAUCUGCUGAAUAACUUCACAGCUGGCAUCCCGGGACAUCACUGCACUAUCCCCAACGGGACCUCCCUCGCUGUCGGCUACAACGCUUCCGCAGUGGGGCUGGAUGACCGAGAGAUGCUGCGGGCGUUCAUCCCGAUGGAUGCAGGCUCUAAACUCGCAAAGUGCACCAGGUUCACUGAGGCGCAGUGGCAUCUCCUACGGACCAAUGUGAGCGUAACUGGAACGCCGGCCAAUUUAACGGACCUAGAAACAGAACCGUGCCAAGACGGCUGGACCUACGAUAGAACAGAAUUUCGGGCCACCAUAGUCUCGGAGUGGGAUCUGGUGUGCACACUCCGCCCACUCAAGCAGAUGAGCCAGACCAUCUACAUGGGGGGUGUCCUUGCAGGAGCCAUCAUUUUUGGGGGACUGUCAGACAAGUUUGGCCGCCGAGCGUUGCUGAUAUGGUCCUACUUCCAGCUGGCCACGCUGGGCACCUGCACGGCCUUCUCGCCCUCCUACCUGGCCUACUGCGUCUUCCGCUUCCUCACCGGCAUGUCCGUGUCCGGGGUCAUCCUCAACGCUGUCUCCCUCAAGGUGGAGUGGAUCCCCACAAAGUCACGCACAGUGGUUGGCACCAUCUCUUCCUUCUUCUUCACCUUCGGCCAGAUGAUCCUGGCGGGCGUGGCCUACAGCCUGCGGGACUGGCGCAAGCUUCAGGUGGCUGUGUGUGCCCCCUUCUUCAUCUUCUUCCUCUACAGCUGGUGGUACUCCGAGUCUGCUCGCUGGCUGGUUCUGAACCGCAGGUCUGAGGAUGCCCUGAGACAGAUCCAGAGAGUGGCCCGCAUCAAUGGCAAACCGGAGCUGGCCGAGAAAAUCACCCUGGAGGUCCUGGAAUCCCACAUGCAUAAAGAGGUUCAGUCCAGCAAGACGAUCUACACGGUGUACGAUCUGCUCCGGACACCAGUGAUGAGGAGGAUCUCCAUCUGUCUCAUGGUCGUCUGGUUCUCCACCAGCUUUGCUUACUACGGCCUGGCCAUGGACCUGCAGAAGUUUGGCGUCAGUAUCUACCUGAUCCAGGUGAUCUUCGGGGUGGUGGAUUUUCCCGCCAAACUGGCGGCGCUGGCGUCGCUGAGCUUCCUGGGGAGACGCAUCACCCAGGGCACCUGUCUGAUCCUGUCAGCGCUCGUCAUCUUCGCCAACAUCUUCGUCCCCACAGAACUGCAGACCAUACGGACCACCCUGGCUGUUUUAGGCAAAGGGUUCACCUCUGCCUCCUUCACCUGUGUCUACCUCUUCACAGGAGAGCUGUAUCCCACCAUCAUCAGGCAGACAGGCAUGGGUUUCUCCUCCACCAUGGCUCGGAUUGGCUCCAUGGCGGCGCCGGCGGUUCUGAUCCUGGACGAGAUUCUGCCCGCCCUGCCGAGCAUCGUGUACGGGGGCUCGGCCGUGGUGGCCGGAAUCUUCGCCUUCUUCCUCCCCGAAACGCUUAACGUGCCCCUGCCCGACACCAUCGAGGACGUGGAGGAGAAAUGGGCAAAGCGAAAGGCAUCAGAGAAGAAGCAGGCGGAGAAGGAGACGGUGGCUCUGCAGGAAGUGAAGGAGAAUGCUGAGACUGAGGACAGCAAAGCCACCGGCCUGAACGCUCUCUGAGACGCAGUGACGACUGCACACACACGCACACACACGCACGCACACACA
Megalops cyprinoides (Indo-Pacific tarpon) is the source of this 1808-nucleotide messenger RNA. RefSeq names its product organic anion transporter X (gene oatx). The coding region runs from base 27 to 1760 and encodes 577 amino acids. Gene Ontology annotation, cellular component: membrane. Gene Ontology annotation, molecular function: transmembrane transporter activity. Gene Ontology annotation, biological process: transmembrane transport. The record is from RefSeq and is a predicted model, not a curated record. The transcript is spliced from 10 exons. NCBI's taxonomy places the organism in Eukaryota, Metazoa, Chordata, Actinopteri, Elopiformes, Megalopidae.